Messenger RNA from Vitis riparia (riverbank grape), 5772 nucleotides. RefSeq lists its product as uncharacterized. The record is from RefSeq and is a predicted model, not a curated record. Gene Ontology annotation, molecular function: nucleic acid binding. Lineage: Eukaryota; Viridiplantae; Streptophyta; Magnoliopsida; Vitales; Vitaceae. Gene Ontology annotation, biological process: DNA integration.
AUGUCAUUUGAUCAGCACAGUAGCACAGUGGUCCUUGAUAUGAUGAGGGGUAUGACCUUUCUACCUGGCAUGGGGUUAGGACGACGUCAGCAGGGACCGAGCGAGUUCAUAGCUGCCAUUGACCAUGAUACGACAUUUGGACUUGGAUUCAUCCCUAUUGAGGCCGAUUACCGUGACAUGGCGCUGCUGCGCAAGGAGAGGGUGAGAGCCCGUUUAUCCCACACACCAUUUGAUUAUCCUAUUCGACCCUAUAGGAUGAGUUUGGCUGACUACUUUGUCAGAGGAUCAGAGACUCGACCUCGUCUAGAGGAGAUUGAUAGUGUGGUUCAUACAGAUAGAGAGACCGAUCUUCAGCAUCUAUUUCACCAGCUACAGUUGAGUGAUGGGGCUCCCGACUCUUCUUUUCCUUUGACGAUUACUCCCAUGUCUCCAGAUCGAGCUAGCAUGUUGUCUCUAUGCUUUCCAGAGGAGAUCACUGGUGAUGGGGUGAUGGUUGAUUCUACUGAGAUGAUUGAUGGAGUUGUUUCCCAUGAUGAGUACCGAGAUGUGAUGGACAUGAUGACCAUGAGCCAGAUUACCAGCAUUGUUCAGCUUCAUCCCGUUUCAGCAUUUGAUAUGUUUGGGGUGUCUACCAUUGAGGUUUUUGAGGGGACUCAGACUUUUCCUGUUCUAGAGCUUCCAGAGGAGGAUAGUAGCUUGUUUGAGGGCAUUGUUAGCCCAGUUGAGGGAGCUACCUCUAUAUCUGCACCCCACUCACCCACUUCACAGAUAUUUGAUAUAAAUGAUGAAGUUGCAUGGCCCGAUUCAGAUAGGGACUCUUCUGAUCAUGACUCUGAUCCCGUGAACCCUUGUAUGCUCCAUUGGGAACGAAAUUCUAAGGGAAGGUUGGAAAGAACUAAUUCAUCUACUCAAGUGCUGAAUAUUGGAAUUGCUAAAAAUACAAUGGAACCUCAAGGUGAAGAUCAACUAAGUCAACAUGGUCCAAAUGAAGAAAAUUUCCAUUUGUAUCGAUCUAUGAGGGACCAUAUGCAUCCACCGAGAAUGAGUGCACCAUCAUGCAUUGUUCCUCCUAGUGAGCAAAUGAUCAUCCGUCCUUAUUUGGUGCCACUUCUUCCUCAAUUCCAUGGAAUGGAGAAUGAGAAUCCUUACACUCAUAUAAAGGAUUUUGAAGAAGUAUGUCAUACUUUUCAAGAAGGGGCUGCAUCAAUUGAUCUUAUGAGGCUUAAAUUGUUUCCUUUCACUCUCAAGGACAAGGCAAAAGUGUGGCUGAAUUCUUUGAGACCGCGAAGUGUCCGCUCAUGGCCUGAACUACAAGCUGAAUUUUUGAAGAAGUUUUUUCCAGCUCAUCGUACUAGUGGACUGAAGAGACAAAUUUCCAAUUUUGUGGCCAUGGAGAAUGAAAAAUUUUAUGCCUGUUGGGAGAGAUAUAUGGAGGCUGUCAAUGCUUGUCCUCAUCAUGGUUUUGACACUUGGAUGUUGGUAAGCUACUUUUAUGAAGGUAUGUCACCGGCUAUGAAACAAUUGCUAGAAACCAUGUGUGGAGGAGACUUUAUGAGCAAGAGUCCUGAUGAAGCUAUGGAUUUUCUAAACUAUGUGGCUGAAAUAUCUAGAUCAUGGGAUGAACCUCAUGGAAAAGACUCCAGCAAAGUCAAGCCCCAAAACAAUGCUAAAGGGGGAAUGUACACUUUGAAUGAGGAUGUAGAUGUGCAAGUAAAAAUGGCAACUCUAUCAAGGAGAUUGGAAGAACUUGAAGCAAGAGGAGCUAAUGAAAUCAAAGUGGUUAAUGAUGUUCCAAUGCAAAUUGCUCAAUGCUCCAUAUGUCAAUCCGGUGAACAUCUAGUGAGCGAAUGCCCCACCAUACCAGCUGUUAGAGAAAUGUUUAUGGAGCAAGCUAAUGUUGUUGGAUUUGUUAAACACUCCAACAAUUCUCCAUUUUCAAACACUUAUAAUCCGGGUUGGAGGAAUCAUCCAAAUCUAUCUUGGAAGAGUGGACAAGGACAAUUUUCUUCUAACAUGCAAACUUCUCAACCUCAAGCUUCACCGGUAGAACAAGCUAUAGUGAAUUUGAGUAAAGUGAUGGGGGACUUCAUUGGAGAUCAAAAGAGUAUCAAUACUCAAUUAAAUCAAAGGAUGGAUCAUGUGGAGACAUCUUUCAAUCAGAAAUUUGAUAGCUUGCAAACCAAUCUCACACAAAAAUUUGAUAAUAUGCAGCUUGCUAUUUCCAAACUCACAAGUAUGCAUACGGUGCAAGAAAAAGGAAAAUUCCCUUCACAACCCCAACAAAAUCCAAGGGGAGUUCAUGAAAUUGGAGAAAAAAAUGAAAAUUUGGCUAAGGUAGAUGAAGUGAAGGCAAUCAUUACCUUAAGAGGUGGAAAACAAGUUGAUCAACCUAUGCCAAAACCAAAAGAGAAUAAAGGAGGGGAACAAGAAGAAAAUCAAGAUGAGGUUGUCAAUGAAGAGGUUAAGAAGAAAGAUAGGCUCUUAUCUCCACCUUUUCCAAAAGCUCUUCAAUCAAGGAAGGUGGUAAAUAAUGCAACUGAGAUUUUUGAAGUUCUCAAGCAAGUCAAAGUUAACAUACCACUCCUAGACAUGAUCAAGCAAGUUCCUCCCUAUGCCAAGUUCCUCAAAGAUUUAUGUACAAUGAAGAGGGGCCUGAACAUCAACAAGAAAGCUUUCUUAACUGAACAAGUUAGUGCAAUCAUCCAAUGUAAGACUCCAAUCAAAUAUAAAGAUCCAGGGUGUCCUACCAUUUCGGUGAAUAUUGGAGAUACAUAUGUAGAGAAAGCUCUUCUUGACUUGGGUGCAAGUGUAAAUCUUCUUCCCUAUUCGGUGUACAAGCAAUUGGGGCUAGGGGAACUUAAGCCUACCUCUAUCACAUUAUCUUUGGCAGAUAGGUCAAUUAAAAUUCCAAGAGGAAUGAUUGAAGACGUAUUGGUUCAAGUGGAUAAAUUUUACUAUCCGGUUGAUUUUAUUGUCCUUGAUACGGAGCCAAUAGCAAGAGAACCUAAUCAUGUUCCAAUCAUUCUUGGAAGACCUUUCUUAGCCACAGCAAAUGCAUUAAUAAAUUGCCGAAAUGGGGUAAUGCAGCUCACUUUUGGGAAUAUGACUCUUGAGCUGAAUAUUUUUCAUCUAUGCAAGAGACAUCCAAAUCAAGAUGAGGAUGAACAAGAAGAGGCUUGCUUGAUUGAUACUCUUAUAGAAGAACAAUUUGAAGAAAUUGAGCAAGAAGAGAAAACUGAGGAAGCUAAUGAAAUUACCUCCAUGAAUCAUCCUAUGCAAUGGAAAGUAAAAGAAAAGCCUUUAUCUCUAACCAAUGAUGAAGAAGAAAAGAAGGAAGGAUCACCUAAGCUCGAUCUCAAGCCCUUGCCAAGUGAUUUAAAAUAUGCAUACCUUGAGGAAGAUAAGUUUCCAGUGGUGAUCUCUUCAAAAUUAUCAUGCCAACAAGAAGCUAGCUUGUUGGAAGUUCUAAGAAAAUGCAAAGAAGCUAUUGGUUGGUCCAUUUCUGACCUUAAGGGGAUAAGUCCUUUGGUAUGCACUCACCACAUUUAUUUGGAGGAAAAUGCUAAGCCAAUUCGUCAACCUCAAAGGCGAUUGAAUCCUCACAUGCAAGAGGUUGUUCGAAAUGAGGUACUUAAGCUGUUACAAGCUGGAAUUAUCUACUCUAUUUCGGAUAGCACUUGGGUGAGUCCUACUCAAGUUGUACCUAAAAAGUCAGGAGUGACUGUGGUACAAAAUGAAAAGGGAGAAUCUAUUCCUACAAGAUUGACCACGGGAUGGAGAGUGAUCGAAGUGGAUAAAGCAAAGAUAGAGAUAAUUGUGAAUCUACCACCACCAACAAAUGUUAAAGAAGUUAGACAAUUCCGUCAUGCAGGUUUUUAUAGACGUUUCAUCAAGGAUUUCUCUAAGCUAGCAAGACCCAUGUGUGCCUUACUUGCUAAGGAUGCCAAAUUCAAAUGGGAUCAAAAUUGUCAACAUUGCUUUGAAGAGUUGAAGAGACUAUUGACCACUGCACCUAUUGUGAGAAGACCAAAUUGACUGCCUUUUGAAGUUAUGUGUGAUGCAAGUGAUCAAGCAAUGGGAGCAAUUCUAGGGCAAAGAGAUGAGGGGAAACCUUAUGUUAUCUACUAUGCAAGUAAAACUCUUAAUGAGGCACAAAAGAACUACACCACCACUGAAAAAGAGUUGCUUGCGGUUGUCUUUGCAUUAGACAAGUUUAGAGCAUAUCUUGUUGGAGCUCCUAUAGUGAUCUUCACCGACCAUUCAGCUUUGAAAUAUUUAGUCAACAAGAAAGACUCUAAAGCAAGACUAAUUCGUUGGAUUUUACUUCUUCAAGAAUUCAAUCUUGAAAUAAAGGAUAAGAAAGGUGUAGAGAAUGUGGUAGCUGACCACCUAUCUCGAAUUUCUGUGGAACACAUUCCGGAAAGCCCCCCCAUCAAUGAAGAAUUUCCUGAUGAUGCUCUUUUGAAAGUAGACACCAAUCCAUGGUAUGCUCAUAUUGCAAAUUAUCUAGUCACUAGAGAACUACCUAAGGAAUGGACUAUUCAAGAGAGAAGAUUUUUCUUAUCCAAGGUGCAUGCAUACUAUUGGGAGGAACCAUUUUUGUACAAGUAUUGUGCUGAUCAACUCAUUAGGAAGUGUGUACCAGAAGAAGAACAACAAGGAAUUCUUAUGCAAUGCCAUGCUUAUGCUUGUGGAGGCCAUUUCUCCACUCAAAAGACAGCUUUGAAGGUUCUCCAAUCAGGUUUUUAUUGGCCCACUGUAUUUAAAGAUGCACAUGAAGUUUGUAAGUCUUGUGACAAGUGUCAAAGGCUUGGAAAAUUGACAAAGAGACACAUGAUGCCACUUAAUCCUAUAUUGGUAGUGGAAUUAUUUGAUAUAUGGGGGAUUGAUUUCAUGGGACCGUUUCCACUCUCUUUUGGAUACUCCUAUAUUCUGGUAGGAGUUGACUAUGUGUCAAAAUGGGUGGAAGCAAUAGCUUGUAAGCAUAAUGAUCACAAAGUGGUUGUUAAAUUUCUCAAGGAAAAUAUAUUCACAAGGUUUGGGGUGCCAAAGGCCAUUAUUAGUGAUGGAGGUACUCACUUUUGCAACAAGAUAUUCAGUAACCUUCUCGCUAAAUAUGGAGUGAAACACAAAGUAGCCACACCUUACCAUCCACAAACAAGCGGACAAGUGGAGUUAGCUAACCGUGAGAUCAAGAACAUCCUGAUGAAAGUGGUGAAUGCAAACCGCAAGGAUUGGGCACUAAGACUUCAAGAUGCACUUUGGGCUUACCGAACUGCCUACAAAACAAUUCUUGGAAUGUCACCAUAUAGGUUGGUUUUUGGUAAGGCAUGUCAUCUACCAGUGGAAAUGGAGUAUAAAGCAUGGUGGGCCAUAAAGAAAUUGAAUUUUGAUAUGCAAAGAGCUGGGUUGAAGAGAUUCCUAGAUUUGAAUGAGUUAGAAGAAAUGAGGAACGAAGCCUACAUGAAUUCAAAAAUUUCUAAGGACAAACUCAAAAGAUGGCAUGAUCAAAUUGUCCUUAGAAAAGAGUUUCAAGAGGGACAAAAGGUGCUCCUAUAUGAUUCAAAAUUGCACAUCUUUCCGGGAAAGCUCAAAUCUCGAUGGAAUGGCCCAUACUUGGUUCAUAAAGCGUAUUCGAAUGGGGUAGUCGAAAUUACUAAUCCAAAGAAUGGAUGUAUCUUCAAAGUUAAUGGACAUCGGCUUAAACCAUAUAUGGAACCUAUGGUGCAAGAGAAGGAGGAGCUGUACCUUCUUGACCCGUCCAUAAAUUGA